GGGAGGGCGGGUUUUCCGCCGCCAGUAUCUCUUGCAAGUCUUCCGAUGUAAAAUCCUUGAGUCCCCCAAAAAAUUCUGCUGCAGCCACAAUAAUGUGUCGUUUGUUCGACUUCUUUGAGACUUGUGCUGUAUAGUUUGACUGGAAAUGAACGCAACAAAAUACACUUAAAAAAAUAUAUAUAUAUUUUUUUAUGAUUCCACAACAAUAGAACACAGCUAGAGUAAGUACUACGACAAAAGGUAAAUCAACCCCCCCCCCCCAAAAAAAAUACAUUAAAACAAUGGCAAAAUACAAAUAAUGAGUUAAAUUGGAAUAGUAAUAAUACUAAUGACUAAAUAAGACAAAUGACACGAGAUACCAACAUAUGUGUAACGGAUGUGAAAUGGCUAGCUAGUUAGCGGGUACGCGCUAGUAGCAUUUCAAUCAGUUACGUCACUUGCUCUGAGACUUUAAGUAGGGUUGCGGCCUUUGUGGAGCGAUGGUUUGAUGCUACGUGGGCAACCGUUGUUGAUGUGUGCAGAGGCUCCCUGGUUCGCGCCCGUGUCGGGGCGAGGGGACGCCGUAAAGUUAUACUGUGACAUUGAUGCUGUUGACCCGGAUCACUGGUUGCUGCGGAAGCCGCGGCCUUUGUGGAGCGAUGGGUAGCGAUGCUUCGUGGGCAACCGUUGUUGAUGUGUGCAGAAGGUCCCUAGUUCGCGCCCGUGUCGGGGCGAGGGGACGACGUAAAGUUAUACUGUUACAUUGAUGCUGUUGACCCGGAUCACUGGUUGCUGCGGAAAAGGAGGAGGUUGAAAGGGGGGUGAGUGUAACGGAUGUGAAAUGGCUAGCUAGUUAGCGGGUACGCUUGCUCUGCAAGGGCCGCAGCCUUUGUGGAGCGAUGGGUAACGAUGCUUCGUGGGCCACCGUUGUUGAUGUGUGCAAGAGGGUCCCUGGUUCGCGCCCGGGUCGGGGCGAGGGGACGACGUAAAGUUAUACUGUUACAUAUGCACAAACAGUACAUUACAGAGAGACAAUAGCUACAUUGAUCUUCAAGCUCACAUCCACCAACCUCAAUGGAAGUGUUUCCAUAUAGUCCAGGAAGGGUUGCAAAGUGGUUGAAUUUAUUUCUUAAAGCAUAGGUAAUCUUCUCCAUAGACCUACUCAUUUCAGAGAGCCAUCUUGUAAUUGGGAGAGGGGAAUCCGAUUUUCAUGUCAAUGCAGCACAUUUUCUUGCAAGGGUGAUUUUCUGUAAAUUUGAUUUUGAAGUUAUUCCUCAUAAUUACAUUUGUGAAGUUACCCAGAAUGCACAGGGUCAAGUGGGAAAGGGACCUCCAUAAUAAAGGCCAGGGUGUCACAAACAUCAUGCCAGAAGGCUUGUAAUUUAGUACACUGCCAAGUAGAAUGCAAAAAAGUGCCUUCUGUUUUUCCACAUAUAAAACACAUUUCUGAUAUUUCAGGGUUAUAUCUAUGUAACCUCUGAGGUGUCAGAGUUGGUAGAGGAAGUUGCAAUGUAUAAGUCUAUAUCUAGAUUUGAUGGUCGCUCACACACUAUCUUGGCAUAGACCCUCAUCAAUUGUAGUAUUCAAAUUGGAUUCACAUCGUUCUCUCGACUUAUGUACAUCUAGUUUUGGGCAUUGUUGCAAUAGCAAUGAGUACACUCUGGAUAUAAAUAUAUAUGUGUCAUUGUUAUCAUGGAGUAGUUGUUCUAUUCUUGAUAGGUUUGGUAAAGUCAUCUGAGAAAGUUUCUUAACUGUAAAUAACAAAAUAAAUUAUUAUUGGGUAACUGGUAUUUCUUUAAGUUGCUCAAAUCACAUAAGUACCCCAUUUAUAUAACAAUGUUCUAAAUCCGUUAUUCCCAUCUCAUGCUACUGUUGAAACAUGUUGCUAUCCAAGAUCAUUGGCAGGAGUCUGUUUUGCCACCGGGGUGUUUUGGGUGACAAGUCUUGUUUCAAACCAAAUAACUUACGAAUUUCGUACCACGAUCUUACUAAAUUGAUGGUACAGGGAUUGUCAAUUUUUGUUGAUAUAGUCUUGGGGUUCCACUUGUACAUAAUAUUACCCCCAACUAGAGAUCAACCGAUUAAGCGGCAUGGCCGUUAAAUUAGGGCCGAUUUCAAGUUUUCAUAACAAUCGGUAAUCGGCCUUUUUGGACGGCGAUUAUGGCCGAUUACAUUGCAAUCCACGAGGAGACUGUGUGGCAGGCUGUCCACCUGUUACGCGAGUGCAGCAUCAAAAUGACCUUGUGGCUGCAAGGAGCCAAGUGGUUGCCAUGGAAGCGGAGGGCUUUGGAGAGCUCCUGCAGCAGGCGGAGCAGCUUGCAGCGGAGACUGAGGCUGUGUCUGAGCUUCCCCAUGUUGAGAGGAACCUUCAGGAGAUCCAGCAGGCUGGAGAGCGGCUACGUUCCCGCACCUUAACCCGAACGUCGCAAGACGCUGCUGAUGUUAAAGCCUCUAUCCUCCUGGGUUCCAGAGGCCUGGACAUAUUCCACAUCUCCCAGCGUCUGGAGAGCCUGAGUGCUGCCACCACCUUUGAACCUCUGGAGCCAGUGAAAGACACUGACAUCCAGGGGUUUCUGAAGAAUGAGAGGGACAAUGCGCUGCUCUCUGCAAUCGAGGAGUCACGUCGCAGGACGUUCCUCCUGGCAGAGGAGUACCACCGUGAGUCCAUGCUGGUUCAGUGGGAGCAGGUGAAGCAGAGAGUACUGCACACCUUGCUGGGAGCAGGGGAAGAUGCUCUGGAUUUCAGCCAAGACGUAGAGCCCAGCUUUGUGAGUGACGCAGGGACUCCUGGGCGGAGUGCUCUUGACAGCGUGGAGGUAGCCUAUGGACGACAGAUCUACCUCUUCAAUGAGAAGAUAGUGAACGGACACGUCCAGCCCAACCUGGGCGACCUCUGUGCCUCAGUGGUAGACAGCCUGGAUGACAAGAACGUGUCAGAUAUGUGGCUGAUGGUGAAGCAGAUGACAGACGUGCUGCUGGUCCCAGCCAAAGACACGCUGAAGAGCCGCACGUCUGUGGACAUGAAGAUGGCUUUCGUCACGCAGGCCCUGCAGUUCCUGGAGAACAGCUACAAGAACUACACCAUGGUGACGGUGUUUGGGAACCUGCACCAGGCCCAGCUGGGCGGAGUCCCUGGCACCUAUCAGCUGGUGUGCAGCUUCCUCAACAUCAAACUACCAGGGCCUCUGCCAGGCAUGCAGGAUGGUGAGGUGGAGGGUCACCCAGUCUGGGCUCUGAUCUACUACUGCCUGCGCUGUGGGGACCUGGGGGCUGCCAUGCAGGUGGUGAACCGGGCUCAGCACCAGCUGGGAGACUUCAAGACCUGGUUCCAGGAAUAUAUGAACAGCCCUGACAGACGCUUGGCCCCUGCCACAGAGAACAAGCUGCGUCUCCACUACCGCAGAGUGCUGAGGAACAGCGCUGACCCCUACAAGAGGGCCGUCUACUGCCUCAUUGGGAAGUGUGACAUCGCAGACAACCAUGGAGAGGUGGCCGACAAAACCGAGGACUACCUGUGGCUCAAGCUCAACCAGGUGUGCUUCGAUGAAGACGGCAGCAAUGCUCCUCAGGACAGACUGACACUGGCCCAGCUACAGAAACAGCUUCUAGAGGACUAUGGAGAGUCCCACUUCUCAGCCAUCCAGCAACCGUUCCUGUACUUCCAGGUGCUGUUCCUCACGGCCCAGUUUGAGGCUGCGGUGGCCUUCCUGUUCCGGGUGGAGCGUCUACGCAGUCAUGCUGUUCACGUGGCUCUGGUUCUCUACGAGCUAGGGCUGCUGCUCAAGUCAUCUGGACAGAGCGCACAACUGUUGAGUCAGGAGGCUGGGGACCCCCCUAUGGUCCGACGGCUCAACUUCAUCCGUCUCCUCAUGCUCUACACACGCAAGUUUGAGUCCACAGACCCCCGGGAAGCUCUACAGUACUUCUACUUCCUACGGAAUGAAAAAAACAGCCAAGGAGAGAACAUGUUUUUGUGCUGUGUUAGCGAGCUGGUGAUUGAGAGUCGAGAGUUUGACAUGCUUCUGGGAAGACUGGAAAAAGAUGGCAGCAGGAAGCCUGGAGUGAUUGAUAAAUUUGCUGGAGACACGCGAGCCAUUAUCACAAAAGUGGCGCUGGAGGCAGAGAACAAGGGCCUGUUUGAGGAAGCAGUCAAACUGUAUGAGCUGGCCAAGAAUCCAGACAAGGUCCUAGAGCUGAUGAACAGGCUGCUGAGUCCUGUUAUUGCCCAAGUGGGCUCCACCCAGUCCAAUAAGGAGAGACUGAAGAACACUGCUGUUGCCAUCGCUGAGCGGUACCGGACCCACGGUGUCGCUGGAGAGAAGUCUGUGGACAGCACCUUCUACCUGCUGCUGGAUCUCAUGACCUUCUUUGAUGAGUACCAUGUUGGUCACAUAGACCAGGCCUACGAUGUUAUGGAGAGACUGAAGCUGGUCCCUCUGAGUCAGAACAGUGUGGAGGAGAGGGUCGCUGCAUUCCGUAAUUUCAGUGAUGAGGUCAGGCAUAAUUUGUCAGAGGUUCUCCUGGCCACCAUGAACAUCCUGUUCAUGCAGUACAAACGUCUGAAGGGCGCCACAGCAGGAACCCCUGGUCGACCACAAAGAUCCAUGGAGGACAGAGACUCGCAACUGCGCAGCCAGGCUCGAGCACUGAUCACGUUUGCUGGGAUUAUCCCAUACCGCAUGGCAGGCGACACCAAUGCCCGGCUGGUGCAGAUGGAGGUCCUAAUGAACUGACUCCAAAAUACCCCAAAGCCCCAGCCAUACCCAUCCUUCUCAUCAACUGUCUGAUUUUUUUGGUGCAUUUUUCCCAUUUCUUUGUCUUUAUGUUGCUCCAUAUUUGUAUUUUUUCAUAAAUUGAAAUAAAAUGUCAGUUCAAUUUAAUUUCUUAUGCAUUCAUUUCAUUAUAAACCCAUUAUUUGAUUCAUUUUAAUUUAGUUUGGCAGUUUGCUUAUUGUUUUUUCCAUUCUUAUCCAUCAUGGAUGGUCAUCUAUAAAAUGAUUAGUGGAAUGAGUACUACCUGGAUUUCAAGAAAACACUGACAGAAAUAUUUUUACUCUUAGAUUCAUUUGGAAUUAUUGAUUUUAAAAUUAAUUGUGGCUUUUGAUAUUAUUUUAUGGUAAAAGGGAUAGUUAACAUUUUUGGCAAUGAAGCCCCCCCCCCCCCCCCCCAAAGUCAGAUGAACUCAUGGUGCUCAAACUGCAGGCAGAGACAUAAAAAUCGUAUCCAUGAGUAUAGGAAAUGUAUGCACUCACUGUAAAUCGUUCUGGAUAAGAGCAUCUGCUGAAUGACUAAAAUGUCAAAUCUGACUGGGUAAGUAGAAAAAAGGGCUUGGUUGCCAAAAUGUCAAACUAUCCCUGAGACAUGGCUGCCUAUAGUCAAGAAGCAACAGGGAAUUGUGAAUCAUUGCACUAGCCAUAAUCCAGUGGUCCAGGAGGAACAAAAGCUUGCAAAAAGUUUUAAUUAAAGUAUUCACAAGAUGUGUGUUCUACGUUAAAAUCCACCUCAACAGGCGAUUUUUUUUUUUUAUUUUUUUAUUUUUUUAUAUAUAUAUAUUUUGAGAAAUCAUUGAUAAUGAGAUUUUGUGGGUGCUAGAACGAAAAUUCAACAUCCACUGUAUACUCUUCGUUGAUGGAACGGCACACAGAGACAAAAUCUAUCCCUGCUGGUGGCUUUCUAUUAGGAAUUACAUGAUAAUGAUAUGUCUCUUUGCUACUAGUCAUACUGGAUUGAUUGCCUUAGAAAGGCCAAUAUGUUUCUUUGGAUAACAUUAUUUUUUUAUGACUGAUAAUAUCACAGCAGCUGAAGAAAUGACACAGUGUAGGUAAUAACUGAAUUGAAAGAACAUUGUGUUGGGCUUUGUCAUGUGUGACACUGCUGCACUUAUUGACAGAUGGUUAGAAGGGAAGGAAAUGCCCUGAGAGAACACAGAAGGGAGUCUUUGCUUCACUUGGCUGCACUAGAUUGUUGAAGCUGUUCCCUCUCAAACUUAACCCAUUGUCACCACAGGGGACUUGUGUUCAUUAUGGAGAGAAUCAAACUUGACUGUGCAUGCUCUUUUACUGUAGUGCUUUAACUUUUCACUCACAGCCCUUCCCAUCAUCAUUGGAUCUGUGCUGGAGUUAGUUACCACCUCGGACUAUGAUCCUCUUUCCUUUGUUAUUGAGACGGUGCUUUUACUUUGCACCACAUCACAACCUGCUCUAGUGAAGAUCAGUCUCUGUGUCGAGAAGACAUGGACUGGGAGCUCCCUCUGCCACAGUUUAUCCAUUCUAAGGUGUGUGUGCUGCAGCUGGUGUUGUGAAUCAGGCCGAUGCCACACACCCACUAUAACCCGGCUAUUUCACAACACCAGGGUGGCACUGCACCACUGCCAACGAGACGCCAAGGGCAAGCAACAAGCAGCUUUGAGGAGCCGAAGAUCACAUUACCUACUAGAGUACCUACAGUUCAUUUGAUGAAAUGUCUGCUGUGAUUUUGAUUUCAAUGACAUGUACAAGUAUUUGAUUCAAUGUGUUUUUACUUAAUUUUGUGUCAGAUUUAGCAAUACAAUUAUGCCCCUAUGAGGCAAAAACACUAUACUUUGGGAGAUUCCAGGAGGAGUUUGAUCAUUUGUUAAAAAGAUAUGUUUUCAGGAUAUAAUUCCUUUUAAAAAGUUAUAUUUUGGAGCAAAUGCAGUCAGGGGGAUCAAGAGUUUUGAAUAGUGAUGUUUCUGUACCAGGACUUGUCUGCAGUGUCAGCUGUAUUGUAGUAUGCUCAACUGUGCAAGUUAAUGAGAAACUCGAUGAAAGGACUGCUGGCACAACAUCCCACUGUGCACACCUUUGUUGAAUCAACGUUGUUUCAAUGUCAUUUGUCAACGUAUUGUGACGUGGGAAAUACAUUGGAUUUGAAAAAAGUCAUCAACCAGUACCUGUGUACAGUAUUGGGUGAACAAUCCGUGUAGUUUUUGGCCAAUUAAUAUUUCCUAUUAGAUGACAAGAUAAAAAACGAGUAAAGGGAUGUUCCUCAUUUAUUUUAUUUGAAUCUGAAAUCAAACAACACAUAAACGGUUUGUUUUGUGUUUUUUGUUGUCUAAAGGAAAUGUUAAAUAAAGAUAAACGGAAUAAUGAUUUGAUUAUUCAAAUGUCUUUUUAAUGGUCGGUUCUGGUUCAACCCAUGCACUGUAUGUUUUGGAAAAUUGGUGUCUUCCUGACAACACAGACAAUUAUAAAUGGGUCUUUCUUUGUUUUAUGCAGAUAUAAUGGCUAUUUAUAUAUAUAAAAAAAUGUUUCUCAUUCCAA
Messenger RNA from Salvelinus fontinalis (brook trout), 7258 nucleotides. Its product is annotated as nuclear pore complex protein Nup93. Gene Ontology annotation, cellular component: nuclear pore. Gene Ontology annotation, molecular function: structural constituent of nuclear pore. The record is from RefSeq and is a predicted model, not a curated record. Lineage: Eukaryota; Metazoa; Chordata; Actinopteri; Salmoniformes; Salmonidae. Gene Ontology annotation, biological process: protein import into nucleus; poly(A)+ mRNA export from nucleus. The transcript is spliced from 21 exons. Bases 2250 to 4712 code for a protein of 820 amino acids.